AUGAGAACAUUGGAGACUCACAAUCUGAAAGCCCUCUGUGCUGCGCUUAAUCCUUCUUCCUCCCUCUGUGUGCAGCUUCGCUUCGGUGUGCUCAUGGUUGUGCUCGGUGUGCUCAUGCUUGUGGUGAUCACUGGCCGCAGCCCUCGGCCGUGCUUUGGUGUGCUCAUGCUUGUGGUGAUCACUGGUCGCAGCCCUCGCUCUGCCGACGGUGACAAGAAGGGGCACAUUCUGCGAUGGGUGGAGGAUCAAAUCUCCUCCGGCAACCUGGCCUCCCUCAAGGACGUGAGCAUGGACGCCCCGGAUGAUGCUGUGCUGCGCCUGGCCCAGCUGGCUAUGCGAUGCACCGUGGAGCGCACUGCAGGCCGGCCCAACAUGACAGGCGUUGCAAAUGAGCUGCAGGGAAUCAGGCAGGAGGUGGUGGGGAAGGAGGAGCUGAGUUCAGCGAUCAAGGUGGAUCUGUUAGCGCAGGAGAUGCGGACCGGGACGUCUUUCCCGAAUGACUUGGCAGAGGAGUUGCGAGUGAUUAAGAGCAUGGAUGAAGAGACCUCCAAUACAGGACUCCAAGGGAUUGAGUACAGCUCAUUUGGUUCUGGUCGCAUGUGA
Closterium sp. Naga37s-1 is the source of this 603-nucleotide messenger RNA. The record is from the annotation of a GenBank genome assembly. Lineage: Eukaryota; Viridiplantae; Streptophyta; Zygnematophyceae; Desmidiales; Closteriaceae.